CUCUCUCUCUCUGGCGCGGGCGCGCUCCCUGAGUGUCCAGUGGGUGAGAGGGGGGUGACAGCCACGCUCUACGGACACACGGGUGCUUGCCUCCGUCAUCCUCCAUCGACGGCAUCGCCAUCCGUCCCUCCUCCCUCCCUCGCCGCGGUGCACAAUCUGCCCUUUUCCCUCCCAAUCCAGCUUUGCAUCUGAAUGACGGGCGGAAGGUUCGACUUCGACGACGGUGGCACAUAUUGCGGGGGUUGGGAAGAUGGCAAAGCCCACGGACACGGCAUCUGCACCGGACCCAAGGGCCAGGGCGAGUACGCGGGCUCCUGGUCGCACGGCUUCGAGAUAGUCGGCGUGUACACCUGGCCCAGUGGGAACACCUACAGGGGAUACUGGUCCCAGGGCAAAAGACAUGGACUCGGCGUGGAGAAUAAAGGAAAGUGGAUCUACCGCGGGGAGUGGAGCCAUGGCUUCAAGGGGCGCUACGGCGUCCGGCAGAGCCACAACACACCUGCGAGAUACGACGGCACCUGGAGCAACGGGCUCCAAGAUGGAUAUGGCAUUGAAACAUACGGCGACGGAGGCACCUAUCAAGGCCAGUGGAUGGGCGGCAUGCGUCACGGCUACGGCGUGCGCCAGAGUGUCCCGUAUGGGAUGGCGACUGUUAUCCGUUCACCUCUGCGUACAUCAAUGGCUUCCCUGCGCUCCGAGCAGAGCAACGGCACCGUGCUUCAGGACCUCUCCUCCCCCGCAGACACGCCCACAGGCAACCGCGGCGGCUUCGUGCUCAACUUCCACUCAGACAGCGAGGUCGUGACGGGCAAGAAGAAGGGCCUCUUCCGCCGGGGCUCCCUCUUCGGGAGCCUACGGCAGCUGCGUAAGUCCGACUCCCGGACCUCCAUCUCCAGCAAACGCAGCUCGGCACGCAGCGACGCCACUAUGAGCCGCAUCAGCUCCAGCGACGCCAACUCCACAAUAUCCAUCGGCGAUGGUGAGCUGCAGGACGAGGACCUUCUCCUGGAGGACCACGUGGAUGCCACCACCACUGAGACCUACAUGGGAGAAUGGAAGAACGACAAACGCAACGGAUUUGGCGUUUCGGAGAGAUCCAACGGGAUGAAGUAUGAAGGAGAAUGGCUGAACAACAAGCGCCAUGGUUAUGGCUGCACAGUUUUCCCAGAUAGCACUAAAGAAGAAGGGAAGUACAAAAAUAAUGUGCUUGUGCGUGGAAUUAGGAAGCAGCUGAUUCCUCUAAAGAAUCCCAAAACCAAAGAGAAGGUGGAUCGGGCAGUUGAGGGAGCGCAGAGGGCUGCAGCCAUCGCCAGAAGCAAAGUGGAAAUAGCUUCUUCUAGGACGGCCCAUGCCAGGACUAAAAGCGAGGCUGCAGACCAGGCUGCCGUCUCUGCCGUGCAUGACUCCGAAAUCGCCAGAUCUGUUGCAAGGGAGCUCGCGCCCAACUUCUAUCAGCCAGGGCCAGAUUACGUAAAACAGCAGUUUAAAGAGCCCGUGGAGAUUAAAGAGGUCCCUGUCGAAAAGAAGGACAGCUCGCCGAGUAAUUCUCCCCACUUUUAUCGCAAAGGCACCACUCCCCCUCGUUCCCCAGACAACAAUCCCAUGGGAUCCUCUCCCCCCUCCCCUCACUCCAGCAAGAAGAAAGGUCAUCUCUCCAACAGCAACGGCCGCAAAACCAGCAAGGAUGAACAAGUUUCCCGUAAAAUAAGCAAGGAGGAGAAGUCGUCCCAUAAAACCAGCAAAGACGAACAUUCUAGCAAGAAGAAAGAGGAGCGGUCGUCCGUCCCGGAUGGGCCUAAAAGUUCUCAUAAGCACAUCGAAGCACCCCCUAAACCUGCUAAAGUUCAGCAGGUGAGCCCACCGUCUGCUGCUCCCCCUCAACCUCCUGCACAGCCUCCUGCCAUCCCGGUCAACGGCCAGCUCCACACAGAGUACCACAGCUACUAUGUCAAAGCCCCCGUCAAAGGCCCUCCACCCCCUGACCCAGAGGAGGACCCUGAGGAAGAGCCGAGUGCCCUGGUUCUGGCACGCCUGCCACCACAACCCAGGUCUGUUAGUACUCCGACACCGAAGCCGGACUCCAUACGGCAGAGCAAGAACGAACCGAAACUCAGGAAGCAAGAUUCCCUCAAGCCAAAGAGCCUCGCUGACACAAAGAAAGCCAGCAUGGAAAUUGCAGAAAGCACGGAGGAAACGUAUUGACUUGUGGAUCUCUCCUCCAGUCCCUAAUCUGGGCGUGCACGGCGAGCCACGGUGACCCCCCGCUGACCUUCUCGUAAUGAGGUCUCAAGGGGAAAAGCUGAAGCUGGGAAUCAAAGUGUUGCAUUAGAGGUGCGACAACGAGCCUCCCUUUUUGCACACCGCUAAUAAUCACAAUAUUCGGUUGUUUGUUGCAGUUAUUCCUUCUCAUGAGUGUAAAACACCGCGGCAACGGCUUAUUUGUCAGUAAGAGUAUUAAAUGUCGCUACCUGCGGUUUGUAGCGAGCACGUGCAUGGAUCCGCCCCCUUCACACAUGGGGUCCAACCAGUAAGUAUUCCAACAAUUACCAUGCAAUAUCAAGAAUAUUAGAAGAUAGAUUUUUUUCAGAGAAACAUGUGUCUUAUAUUUUGCGCAAUACAACACUGGCAUGGAAACACAGGUAAAUAUACAAAGUUCAUAACAACCGCAACAACUAAGACCAGUAAACGAGGUACUACUGUAGUUACCAUAAACAGAUAUGCAUUCAUGAUUUGUAUGAGAUGUCUUACUAAAAGAUUUCCGGUACUCUGCAAUUGAGUUGAUUUGUUUUUA
Nerophis lumbriciformis (worm pipefish) is the source of this 2791-nucleotide messenger RNA. NCBI's taxonomy places the organism in Eukaryota, Metazoa, Chordata, Actinopteri, Syngnathiformes, Syngnathidae. The record is from RefSeq and is a predicted model, not a curated record.